Messenger RNA from Cebus imitator (Panamanian white-faced capuchin), 5625 nucleotides. RefSeq names its product protein Shroom3-like. Gene Ontology annotation, biological process: actin filament organization. NCBI's taxonomy places the organism in Eukaryota, Metazoa, Chordata, Mammalia, Primates, Cebidae. Gene Ontology annotation, molecular function: actin filament binding. The record is from RefSeq and is a predicted model, not a curated record. Gene Ontology annotation, cellular component: adherens junction; apical junction complex; apical plasma membrane.
GAUGUGUGUGCAAACCCAGGCCAUGCAGAUACUGGUGACUCUAACUUUGUCAGCUCAGAACACCUCACCUCUGGCCUCCAGCACAGGAAAGCAGUGUUGUCAGGAGGGGUUAAACUUCAGCUGAAGCACAGGCGCAGUGAGCCUGCAGGCCGACCUCACUCGUGGCACACAACUAAGUUUGGGGAGAACCAACCCGAUGCCAGCAUGAUGCAGAUAUCUCAGGGCAUGAUUGGCCCUCCUUGGCACCAAAGCUACCAUUCCAGCUCCUCUACGAGUGACCUUUCCAACUAUGACCAUGCCUAUCUAAGGCAGAGCCCUGACCAGUGCAGCUCCCAGGGAAGCAUGGAGAGCCUGGAGCCCAGUGGGGCAUACCCACCCUGUCAUCUUUCCCCUGCCAAGUCCACCGACAGCACUGACCAGCUCAGCCACUUCCAUAACAAGAGAGACUCGGCUAACAGCUCUUUCUCCACCAGUUCUAGCAUCCUAUAGUAUCCAUCCCCUGGCAUCUCUGGCCGGAAGCGUUCAGGCUCCAUGGACACAACUUCUGCUCAAGGUGGCCUCGAAGGGAUAAGGCAGGCAGAUAUUCGCUAUGUGAAGACAGUCUAUGACACCCGGAGGGGAGUCUCAGCAGAGUAUGAGGUAAUCUCUUCAGCCCUCCUGCUUCAAGGUAGGGAGGCCCGAGCCUCAGCAGAUGGUCAGGGCUAUGAUAAAUGGUCUAAUAUUCCUAGGGGCAAGGGAGUGCCACCCCCAUCCUGGAGCCAGCAGUGCCCCAGUUCCUUGGAGACUGCCACUGACAACCUUCCUCCUAAAGUGGGUGCACCCCUGCCUCCAGCUCGGAGUGACAGCUAUGCAGCAUUUUGACACCGUGAGCGGCCCAGCUCCUGGUCUAGCCUUGAUCAAAAACAGCUCUGCCCAAACUCUCUACGCACACUGAAGUCUCCAUUCAUAGAGGAGCAGCUGCAUACUGUGCUGGAGAAGAGUCCAGAGAACAGCUCCCCAGUGAAGCCCAAGCAUAAUCAUAGCCAGAAGGCCCAACCUGGCCAACCUCUGCUGCCGACCAGCAUCUACCCCGUACCUUCCCUGGAGCCACACUUUGCCCAGGUGCCCCAGCCUUCUGUGAGUGGCAGCGGGACUCUCUACCCUGCACUGGCCAAGGAGAGUGGAUACAUAGCCGCUCAGGGAGCGUGCAAAAAGAUGGCUACCACUGAUGAGAAUGGAAGCCAGAAUGGAUCUAGCAGGCCUGAGUUUACCUUCUGCCAGCCCUUAGAACAUGACUUGCUGUCCCCGGUAGAGAAGAAACCAGAAGCUACAGCCAAGUAUGUCCCCUCCAAAGUCCUUUUUUCUUCAGUGCCUGAAAAUGAGGAGGAUGCCUCCCUGAAGAGACAUCUCACACCUCCCCAAGGCAACAGCCCACAUCCCAAUGAGAGAAAGAGCACCCACAGCAACAAACCAUCUUCUCAUCCCCACAACGUCAAAUGCCCUCAGGUCCCGGACUGGCAAGCGGGUGAAGAGAAGGGAUCUUCCAGGCUCUCAGAGCCCUGGGAGGGCGAUUUCCAGGAAGACCACAAUGCCAACCUCUGGAGGCGGCUGGAGAGAGAAGGCCUAGGCCAGAGUCUAUCAGGCAACUUUGGCAAAACCAAGUCCGCCUUCUCAUCUCUCCAGAACAUUCCUGAGAGUCUGAGACGACACAGCAGCCUGGAGCUAGGCCAGGGAGCCCAGGAGAGUUAUCCCGGGGGAAGGCCCACCUGUGCAGUCAACACCAAGGCAGUAGACCCUGGGAGGAAAGCUGCUCGGCAUGUUUUCUACCCACGGCCCGAGGGGAGGACCGGUGCCUCGGCCUCUUUCCACAGCGCAGACCCAAGGCCCGAAGAGCCGCCCUCCCCCUCGCACCCGCACACAUCCAGUCUCGGCCGGAGGGGGUCCGGCCCAGGCAGCGCCCGGACUCUUCAAGGAUUUCAGUACGGAAAGUCCCACUGCUCGGUGCUGGAGAAGGUCUCGAAAUUCGAGCAGCGAGAGCAAGGGAGCCGCAGGCCGAGUGUGGGCGGCCCGGGUUCUGGUCUUAACCAUAGGCCCCGCAGGACCGUCUCAACUUACAGUACUUUUGGGAAUGACUUCGAGGAGACGAAAGCCCACAUGCGUUUCUCUGAGUCAGCGGAAGCCCUGGGCAAUGGGGAGCAGCACUUCAAAAACAGGGAGCCGAAGCUGGAGGAGGCCUCCCGGCAGCCCUGCGGUCAGCAGCUGAGCGGAGGAGCUGCGGCCCGCGGCCGUGGCCCCCAGAAGCCUGACGCUAGCCUCCUCCGCAGCCAGAGCACCUUCCAGCUCUCCAGCGAGCAGGAGAGGAAGGCCGAGUGGCGGGACAGGCCCGGCUCACCCGAGUCGCCCCUACUGAAUGCCCCCUUCAGGGGCGCCUACCGGAACAGCAUUAAGGACGCACAGUCCCGCGUUUUGGGGGCCACUUCCUUUCCACGCCGGAACCUGGAGCUGGGGGCGCCCGCGGCGUCAAGGCCCUGGCGGCCACGGCCCUGCUCGGUUCAUGUAGGGCUGCGAAGCUCCGAGGCGCUGGCCUCCGCCUCCCUGCACACGCCGCAGGAGCGGCACAGCGUGACUCUCGCCGAGGGCGACCUGGCCAGGCUGGCGCCCUCUGCCGCUCGGAGAGGGGAUCGCCGGCGCCUGACCCCGGACCAGAAGAAGCGCUCCAACUCGGAGUCCGAGAAAAUGAACCAGGUGGCGGUGGCGGAGGAGGCCGAACCGGCACCCCUGGGCCCCCAGGGGAAGGAGAUGCUUUUCCAGGAAAGCAGCGUAGCCGACCGGCGCCGCCUCUUCGAGCGGGAUGGCAAAGGCUGCGCCACGCUCAGUCUGUCGGGGCCCGAGCUGAAGCAGUUCCAGCAGAGCGCCCUGGCCGACUACAUCCAGGGCAAGACGGGCAGGUGGCCGGCCUCCGCCGCCAGCGCUGGCCUCCAGGAGCCUGGGCCACUGCGCGAGCGCGCCCAGAGCACAUACCUCCAGCCCUGCCCCGCGGCGCCGGAAGGCCCCGGCCGCGCCUUGGCCUCCAGCCUGAGCUCACUGCGGGAGCCCAGCCUGCAGCCCCUCAGGGAGGCCACGCUCCUGCUGGCCACUGUUGCAGAAACCCCGCAGGCUCCCCGAGAUCGCAGCAGCUCCUUCGCCGGUGGCCGCCGCCUCGUGGAACGGCGACGCAGGGACCUCCAGGUCCCAAGGGAGCUGCUCAGUGGAGCAAACGGUGGAACAAGGGGCACCCAGAGGGUGGGUGAGAUCCCCAGGGAGCCACCCACCUGGGGGCCCAGGGCCGGGAAGUCCGUGUCGGCAGAGGACCUGCUGGAACGCUCGGAUGUCCUCGCUGUCCCUGUCCAUGUGAGGUACAGGUCAUCUCCCGCCACCGCAGACAAGCGCCAGGAUGUGCUUUUGGGGGAAGACAAUGGCUUUGGUCUUUUGAAGGAUCCAUGUUAUUUGGCUGGUCCUGGAUCUAGGUCACUCUGUUCAGAAAGAGGCCAAGAAGACAGGCCGUUUCUCUCCCACCAUCCCACCCCUCGUUGGGGUGGUUCAGGCUACAAAGCCAUUGGUGAUUCCUGCCUGCCUAGUGAAUGUCCUGGAACCCCGGACCAUCAGAGGCAAGCUAGCAGGACACCCUGCCCCAGGCCACCACUGGCAGGAACACAAGGGCAGCUCACAGACACCAGGGCUGCACCCCUGACCCCCCUUGGCACCCCUCUGUCUUCAGCCGUUGCCUCUGGCUACUGCUCACAGGAUGGUCAGACAGGGUGACAGCCUCUCCCGCCCUACACCCCUGCCAUGACCCACAGAAGCAAUGGUCACACCCUGACCCAGCCUCCUGGUCCAAGAGGCUGUGAGGGCGACGGCCCAGAGCAUGGGGUAGAAGAGCGAAUGAGGAAAAUCUCGUUGCCUCAGCGGCCGGCUCCUUCUCAAGUCAAGUGGGCCCACGCAGCCAGAGAGGACAGCCUUCCUGAGGAAUCCUCAGCCCCUGAGUUUGCAGACCUCAAGCACUAUCAAAAACAGCAGAGUAUUCCAAGUUCAUGCAGCACUUCAGACCUAGGCACGCCUGUUGGGGCCCUGAGCACUCCAAGGAGGAUCUCCCUCCGAAUAUCUGAGUCCAUCCUGUGGGCUCAUAAGGAUUGUGACAUCGAAGUGUUUAUGAGGGAUCUGCACCCCAAGGCCACAUCCAGCCCCACAUUUGAAACUCUUCCCCCACCCCCACCUCCUCCACUGAGUCAGGAAACCCCAGUGUAUAGCAUGGAUGACUUCCCUCCACCUCUUCCCCAUGCUGUGUGUGAGGCACAGCUGGACAGCGAGGUCCCCUAGAGGCCGCACCCCAGCUCCAACAAACAGGUGACAAUUGCAAGGGAAAGGCAUUUGUCUAGUGCAGUGUAUGUGGUAGGUAGUCAGACACUGGCUUCUAGACUCCAAACUUCUAUCAAGGGUUCAGAGGCUGAAUCCAAACCACCUUCCAUCAUGAGGGUGCAGCCCUAACUUGCUGGGUCUCUUGGUGGGCAGCCAGCACCCACCCGGACUCAAAGCCUCACCCAUGAUCCAGUCAAUGGAACUCAGGGUUUAGAAAAGAAAGUCAGUUCUGAUCCUCAGAAGAGCUCAGAAGACAUUAGAACAGAGGCUCUGGCCAAGGAAAUUGUCCACCAAGACAAAUCUCUGGCAGACAUUCUGGAUCCAGACUCCAGGCUGAAGACAACGAUGGACCUGAUGGAAGGUUUGUUUCUCUAAGAUAUGAACUUGCUGAAGGAAAACAGUGUAAAGAGGAAGGCCAUGCAGAGAACUGUCAGCUGCUCAGGAUGUGAAGGCAAAAGGAAUGAAGACAAGGAAGCAGUGGGCACGUUGGCCAACUGCCCUGCCUACUACAGUGUGUCUGCUCCCAAUGCCGAGCUGCUGAACAAAAUCAAAGAGAUGCCAGCAGAAGUGAAUGAGGAAUAGGAACAAGUGGAUGUCAAUGAAAAGAAGGCUGAGCUCAUUGGAAACCUCACCCACAAGCUGGAGACCCUCCAGGAGGUGAAGGGGAGCCUGCUCAUGGACAUCAAGCUCAACAACGCCCUGGGAGAAGAGGUGGAGACUCUGAUCAGCGAGCUCUGCAAGCCCAAUGAGUUUGACAAGUACAGGGUGAUCACAGGGGACUUAGACAAGGUGGUCAACCUGCUGCUCUCUCUCUCAGGGCGUCCAGCCCAUGUCGAGAACGUCCUUAGUGGGCUUGGUGAAGAUGCCAGUAAUGAAGAAAGGAGCUCUCUCUAUGAGAAAAGGAAGAUCCUGGCUGGGCAGCACGAGGACGCCCAGGAGCUGAAGGAGAACCUGGAUCGCAGGGAGCAGUUGGUGCUGGGCAUCCUGGCCAAUUACCUUUUGGAGGAGCAGCUCCAGGACUACCAGCACUUCAUGAAAAUGAAGUCCACCCUCCUCAUCGAGCAGCGGAAGCUGGACAACAAGAUCAAGCUGGGCCAGGAGCAGGUCAAGUGUCUGCUGGAGAGCCUGCCCUCAGAUUUCCUUCCCAAGGCCGGGGCCCUUGCUCUGUCCCCAGAGCCCACAAGUAAGCCUACUCCUACCAGGGGCUGUACUUUCAGUGGUAUUUUCCCAAUAUUAACCUCUCCACUUUAA